Fragaria vesca subsp. vesca is the source of this 2984-nucleotide messenger RNA. RefSeq names its product probable WRKY transcription factor 19-like. Gene Ontology annotation, biological process: defense response; signal transduction. The coding region runs from base 16 to 2820 and encodes 934 amino acids. The transcript has 4 exons. Gene Ontology annotation, molecular function: ADP binding. NCBI's taxonomy places the organism in Eukaryota, Viridiplantae, Streptophyta, Magnoliopsida, Rosales, Rosaceae. The record is from RefSeq and is a predicted model, not a curated record.
CAUGGACUAUAUGAUAUGCGAAAUGAACUUCUUCGCAACUUAUUGAAGGAUGAAAAUGUAAGGAUCAGCACUCCAUCUAUAGGAUCGGCUUUAAUCAAAAAGAGGCUCUCUCGUGCAAAAGUUCUUGUUGUGCUUGAUGAUGUGAAUGAUGUAAGUCAACUAGAUUUUUUGGUUGGUAAACAAAUUCAAUUUGGAUCAGGAAGUAGAAUCAUUAUCACAACCAGAGAUAUGCAUCAACUUAGAGAGAUGCAACGACUGCAGAAAGGAGCAGACCAUGAUGUUAUAAUAUACGAGGCAAAGGAGCUAAAUCAUCAGGAAGCACUCCAGCUCUUCGACUUGAAUAAUUCCAAGGAAAUCAGGUACGGAGCAGAAUAUACCGAGUUGGUGAGAAUGGUGGUGCACUAUGCUGGGGGAGUUCCCUUGGCCCUUAAAAUCUGGGGUUCCUUGUUUCGUCGAUGCAAGAGUACACAAGAACGAGGAAGUUUCUUGAGAAAGUUGAAAAGGUUUCCUGAAAAGAAACUUCAAAAUGUGUAUAGGCUAAGCUAUGAUGCAUUAGGAGAAAAUGAGAGGAAGAUAUUUCUUUAUAUCGCAUGUUUUCACAAAGGACAUGAAAUAUGCAGUGCAAUAGAACAAUUAGAUGCAUGCGAUUUAUUUGCGGAGACUGGAAUCAACAUUCUCGUAGAUAUGUCCCUCAUAUCCAUCAAAGACAAAGAGUGGACUGUCCUGGAAGAAAGAACUCGUUACCUGUGGAUGCAUGAUGUGGUACAAGAAAUGGGUUGGGAAAUUGAGCGUGAACAAUAUCCUGCAAAGCCUGGAAAGCGCAGUAGGCUGUGUACUGUGGAGGACAUAUGUCAUGUGUUGGAAAAGAACAAGGGGACCGAAAAGGUUCAGAGCAUAUCCCUGAACCUCUCUAUGAUUACAAAGCUAAAGUUGACUCCUCAAGCCUUCAAAAAGAUGUGUAAUCUAAAAUUUCUAAAGUUAUACGGUGAAGAUCGCACGGGCCACUGCUAUUACCCUUCGAAGGACUGCAAUGUGCACUCUAAUCUUCACGAUCUUGAAUAUCUUCCUGAUUCCCUUGUAUAUCUCAGCUGGCCUGAAUAUACUUUGAAAUAUUUGCCAUCAACAUUUUCUGCUGAAAAUCUUACGGACCUUUCUAUGCCUGGUAGCCAACUCCAGAGACUUUGGGGUGAAGGCCAGAAGCCUAGGAACUUAAAACGCAUCGAUCUCAGCCAUUCUGAGCAGCUGGUUGAAGUUCCAGAUCUCUCUAUGAGUAUAAACAUUGAGAGGAUAAACCUUGAAGGAUGUAAUGGGUUGGUUGAAGUUCCUUCCUAUUUUGAAAAUCUUCACAAGCUUACUUCGUUGAAUGUGAGAAGUUGCACGAAUCUUAGUGUCCUCUCAGAUGUCCCAUGCAAUAUGGUUACGUUGGAAUUAGGUGGGACUGCAAUAGAAGACUUGCCUUCCUCAAUUUGGUCCCAUGAAAAACUUGUUAGGUUGAAUCUUGAUGGGUGCGAGGGCAUUAAGAAUCUUCCAAACAGCAUUUGGAAGAUGUAUUCCCUCACAUCUCUUGUGUUGUGUGGGACAAGUAUAGAAGCAUUGCCCUCGUCAAUCGAGUGUCUCUUGGGAUUAAAAACUAUUGACCUGCAAAGUUGCGAAAGGUUUGUCAGUCUCCCAACCAGCAUUUGUAAAUUGAAAUCUCUUAAGAUCCUUUAUCUUAUUGGAUGCUCUAGCUUCGAAAACUUCCCUGGGAUCUUGGAGCCUAUGGAAAUGCUGGAGAAUCUUAGUUUAGGAGAAACCAAAUUUAAAGACCUACCCUCUUUGAUAGAAAACGUAGUUGGGCGGAAUGAAUUAGUGUUACCUGGGUGUAGAAGCUUUGAGUCUUUCCCAAACAGCACCUUGCCUCCCUCGUCGGUCAUUUUAUGGUCUUCGAUGAGUGAACUAGACCUCAGUGACUGCACAAUGUUAGAAGAAAUCCCUGAUUGCAUUUUUAGCCUAAACAUGUUAUCUCGAUUAGAUGUGAGUGGCACCAUGAUUAAGAGCAUACCUUCAACCAUCAAUCAAGCAUCACAUCUGAGGAGAUUAUAUCUACAGGCAUGCAAGCGCCUUGAAUCUUUACCCAAGCUCCCAUAUCUUCUGGAAUUUAUAGAUGCAAGUGGCUGCACGAGAUUGAAAACAGUGUCUGGGUUGACAACUGCGCUCACAGAAGGUUCGGAUAAAAGAGGUUCUUACCAGUUGCAUAUAUUUUGUAACUGCGAAAGUUUGGAUGAGAAUGCGAGGAGGAACAUAAUGGAUGAAGCACAACUUAGAAACAAGGCAACAGCUUAUUAUCCAAGAUUUGAGUACGAGGUUAGAUGUUCGGGAAAUAAAAUCCCAAACUGGGUGAGCUAUCAAAUGGAGGGAUCUUCCAUAGAUAUCACGCUUCCUCUACAUUGGUCUGAAGAUGCAAACCUUUUGGGUCUUGUUUUCUGUGUUGUUGUCGACUUCCGUAAAGCAAUGGACGCGGAAUGCGCGGGUGAAUCUAUUUUCAAAAGCGAAAAUGGUGAAAGUCAUACUUAUGAGUUUAGCAAUGAAAAGAGCUAUUGGAUCAAUUGUGAUGACGACAACUCAGAUCAUCUGGUAGUGGCGUGGUACGAUUCCCUUCAGAAGGUGAGAUGCACUCCUUAUACCAAUGCCACUGAAGCCUCUUUUCAUUUCUAUGUACGCGCAGACAGUAGACUCCAGGAAGAGGAGCUCAAGUAUAGGGUGAUGAUGGUUUUUAGAAGUGGCUAUGAUACCACUCUUAGAAAUUGUUAUGUGCGGAAACUUUUAGUGGUGAUGGGCUAGAACAAAGUGUUUAGGACUUUGUAUGUAAGAGCUAGACUUGGGAGAAGGAUGUUAUUAGGACAGGGUUAUUAUGACAACUAGUUUAGGAGGAUAGAGGAGAUGUUAACAGAGGAGGACUACUUCAAUUGAAUGCUUGCUUCAUUCAUUCAUACGUUUGUUACAUU